CGUGGCGUCCACCAGGGACCAGGAGUAGAGAUGGGAGCGAGUAGGUUCACAAGCAGUGAUGAAACGAAACCUCGAAUUCGAGUAUCUCGAAUCAAAUACACAUUGAACCGCGUCCCCAUCGUCAACCAGGAGCCGUCGUCGUUCGAAUCCUCGUCGAAAAGAAGAAGCAACGGACAGAGAGCAUGCAAGAGGAGGCGAGCAGAGAAGGGAUAUCGGCUCUCGCAGCAGCCGCCGCCGUCCACCAACUUCUUAAUGCAGUUCUACCUCGGAUAUACUCGAGUGGAACUGCGUCACGGCAAAGCCGAAAAAGGGUAUCCGGGACUUCUAUUUCAUCGGGACCGGCGGAGCGUGCCAUGCAAACUUCUGUACCGCGGCAAAAAGCCUCCCGAGUGUUAUCGAUAGCAGCAGUCGGAUCAAGCUACAACUUCUCGUAAAUACCGUAGCUCGGCCACGGUUGGUGGCUGCUACGAUAUUCGAGACACGCGGCGAAGCAUUGAUAUCCUUGCGCCGAGCCGGUCCGUUCGGGACGAUAAGGACGCAAGUUUUCAGUGGGCGGCCGAAAGAGGAUCGCGUGACCGCUAGAUUCGCAAGGCCGAUACUGCGUUCGAGUUGGAUGUUGGGGUAGGUUUAUGGGAACGGCCGGAGAGAUUGCCGCGUUUGAGGGAUAGAUUUUAGGUUCUCGUGUGAUAUGUGAUAUCUGGGGAUGAUUAAAAUUCGUUCAAA
Messenger RNA from Frieseomelitta varia, 723 nucleotides. RefSeq lists its product as uncharacterized. NCBI's taxonomy places the organism in Eukaryota, Metazoa, Arthropoda, Insecta, Hymenoptera, Apidae. The coding region runs from base 31 to 402 and encodes 123 amino acids. The record is from RefSeq and is a predicted model, not a curated record. The transcript has 2 exons.